Messenger RNA from Pseudomyrmex gracilis, 2216 nucleotides. Its product is annotated as 2-acylglycerol O-acyltransferase 2-A-like. Gene Ontology annotation, biological process: triglyceride biosynthetic process. Gene Ontology annotation, cellular component: endoplasmic reticulum membrane. The record is from RefSeq and is a predicted model, not a curated record. The transcript is spliced from 6 exons. Gene Ontology annotation, molecular function: diacylglycerol O-acyltransferase activity. NCBI's taxonomy places the organism in Eukaryota, Metazoa, Arthropoda, Insecta, Hymenoptera, Formicidae. Bases 458 to 1504 code for a protein of 348 amino acids.
GCAACGCGCCAUCUCACCUGCCUGAAUCAUCAGAUCUCUUGUUCGGUUACCUGGCGUGGGUCAAAGAUUAAUAUCAUCGCAGGCAGACGUUCUUUCUGCAAGUCAAAAAAAAACAGAUCUCGGAAAAAAGUGACUUGGUGUAAAAAGUGUGCAAAUUCGUACAUCGAGCUUCAAGUUCAAAAUAAUCAUUUAAUAAUACAACACCCACGUGAAACACAAACGUCCUACACACAAACGUCCGUGUUCACAGACGUGUUUGACGGACGUGUUGUGUCUGUGUGGGCAGUGAAUAAUCGAUCUUUACGAGUCUCAAAACCUUCGCGUGUUCGAACAGUUUAAACUUCAAGAUACUUCGCAGAGCGCGAACGAUAAGGAAGAAAACAUCUCUCUCUCUUUCGGAUGAAUCGCGAGUAAUCUGCGAAUGCGCAAGUGAGAAAAUCCUGUCUCGGAUACGAAAAUGAACAUUUUGGGCGUGAAAUUUGCGCCGUUAAACGUACCUCUGGAAAGAAGACUGCAGACUCUCGCGGCGGCGACAUGGUUUGUGAUUCUAAGUCUGAACGGCGUGCUCGGGUUCCUCAUUGCGGGCUAUCUUCUGCUCUAUACGCAAACCAUUCGCUACCUCAUGCUGCUGUACCUUGUAUGGAUGUAUUACGAUUGGGACACUUGCAACCGCGGUGGUAGAAGUCACCGUUGGACAGGAUGGGCGAGAAAUAAUCCGUACUGUCGUCUUUUGUGCGACUAUUAUCCGGCGAAGUUGGUGAAAACGGCCGAUUUGAAUCCGAAUAAGACCUACGUUUUCGUUUACGUUCCUCAUGGAAUUUUGCCGACGGGAAUGAUGUGUGCGUUCGGCACCGACGUGUUGGGUUUCAAGGAUCUAUUUCCCGGUCUGGAGAUACGCUCGGUCGUUCUCGAUCAGCAUUUCAUGACUCCUUUCUUCAGAGAAUACACUCUUGCCGGAGGCUGUAUCGCUUCUAACGCAAGAAGUCUUGAGUACGCGCUGUCGUCACCGCCGGAGGAACCGUACACCGGAAAAGCUGUGACUCUAAUUCCCGGAGGCGCAUCCGAAGCGUUGGAAUCGAAACCGGGUACUUAUCGCACGCUUAUAAAGAGAAGAAAGGGCUUCGUGAAAUUAGCAUUGAAAAACGGCGCGGCGUUAGUUCCUGUUAUCUCGUUCGGCGAAACGAAUUUGUACAAUCAGCUGCACGCGCCGGAAGGAUCGUUGCUGAGACGCGUUCAGAAUUGGAUUCGCAAGUACAUAGGCUUGGCACCUGUCAUCAUUUCGGGCAGAGGAUUCUUCCAGUACUCGUUCGGUCUCAUUCCAAAGCGAUCGCCCAUCACGGUAGUAGUUGGAAGUUCCUUGGAGCUACCGAAGAUGUCGACGCCCACGUCCGAACAAAUCGACGAGUAUCACAAAAAAUUCGUCAAUCUCUUGAGCACCACCUUCGAAACGGAGAAACACAAGUACAUAAAGGACGCGGAGAAAACGACUCUCGAAUUCUUAUGACUCGCGCUCGAUACGAACAAACGAUACGGAACUGCGGAUAUAAAUUUGUUUCGAUCUGAAAACAUACGUGAAAAAGCGUUUCUCGUUGCGUUGACCGUAUUCUUCAUUACGAUUCAUUAAUAAUCAUCUUUAACAAACUAAUUUACCCGCAUAUUAUUUUGUAUAAUACAAAAAAUAAUGAUAUACAUAUCAUUUAUAUUGCAAUAUAAAUAUAUAUCAUGUAAUAUGGAAGAAGAUGACAAUUUUGUGUGUGUAUGUGAGAUAUGUAAUUCGAUUGAACGCAGAAAAAUGUCUUUUUGUAAUAGCGUUUUAUGUAUGCGAGAAGUUAUGUGUAUAAAUACGGUGGUUGUUGUUACAUUAAUGUUUGUACCGUUAGAUUAUAAUUUACUUAAUUAGAGAUAAGAGAAGUAAGAAAGUGUCUUUAAGAGACAAAGUAGUAUUUAGCACAAAAAAUUGUGUGUCACAAUUUUAGCAGCAAUAUUUUGUAAGAAAUAGUUGAAACAAAGAAGAUCACGACUUCAAAAACACGUUGUUAUUAUCUAAUAUAUUAAACCACAUCUUUGUAAACAACCUGUAGUUGAUUAUUGCAUUGCGGCGCCAUCUCUUCUUCGUGUAUUUUUGUUUGUCUGUGAGUUUGUUUCGUGUUCACUUCUACGCUAAAUCCGCAUCCUUUUCGUAAAUAUCAAAGUUCACGUGUGGCUACUGAUAUAUA